CAAAAAGAAAGGGAAAACCUCCCGCUCAUUUCCUCUUUCUUUCUUUCCAAAACUAAGACAACACAAAUCAAAAACCCUUGAUUUCUUUUUCUCAGUUCUCACUCCAAAACCUUUCUACCUCUCUCUUGCAUUUCCUUUUUCUCCAAAAAUAAAAAAUGAGAGAAGAGCAAAUAGAGAAGCUGCGAGGGGUAGUGCGCGACUGUGUGAGCAAGCACUUGUACUCCUCCGCCAUUUUCUUCGCCGACAAAGUCGCCGCUUUCACCAACGACCCCGCCGACAUCUACAUGCAAGCCCAGGCUCUCUUCCUCGGCCGCCACUACCGUCGUGCCUACCACCUCCUCAACGCCUCCAAAAUCGUCCUUCGCGACCUCCGCUUCCGCUACCUCGCCGCUAAAUGCCUUGAGGAAUUAAAAGAGUGGGACCAGUGUUUGUUAAUGGUCGGUGAUGCAAAGGUUGAUGAGCAUGGAGAUGUAUAUGAUACUAAAGAUUGUAACGUUAUGUACUUAGAUAAGGAUAGUGAAGAUCGCGAGAUCAAUAUUUCUGCAGCAACAUGUUUUCUAAGAGGCAGGGCUUAUGAAGCAUUGGAAAAUCGUGCCCUGGCUCGACAGUGGUACAAAGCUGCUAUCAAGGCCGAUCCGCUAUGCUAUGAGGCUUUGGAAUGCCUUAUUGAAAAUCACAUGCUCACAUGUGAAGAAGAAACAAGGCUGCUGUCCUCCUUGCAAUUGGGUCCAGAAGAUGGGUGGCUCUCGUCAUUCUACUCAUGCUUGAUAAAAAAGUAUGAAAAAAAGAGUAUUGUAGAAGCCAAAUUCAGAGAAGUUGAAAAAGAAAGCUGCAAUAGCAAUCCUUCUAGUCCAUCUAUCAAGCAUACACUAAAAAAUGAUACUGAUCUUUUGGCCUGCAAAGCAGAGUACUUCAAUCAGUGUGGUGAAUAUCAGAAGUGCUUUGAACUAACUUCAGACCUGCUUGAGAAAGACCCUUUUCAUUUGAAAUGUACCUUAGUACACAUAGCUGCUGCUAUGGAGCUUGGAAAUUCAAAUGAGCUUUAUCUUAUGGCAUCGAACUUAGUGAAGGAUUAUCCUCAAAAGGCUCUCUCGUGGUUUGCUGUCGGCUGCUACUACUACUGUAUCAAGAAGUAUGAUCAAUCACGGCGUUAUUUCAGCAAGGCUACAAGUCUAGAUGGAACCUUUGCACCUGCUUGGAUUGGCUUUGGGAAUGCUUAUGCUGCUCAAGAAGAGGGUGAUCAAGCAAUGUCAGCAUACCGCACUGCUGCUCGUUUAUUCCCAGGGUGCCAUUUACCAACUUUGUAUAUUGGGAUGGAGUACAUGCGAACUCACAGCUAUAAGCUUGCUGAGCAGUUUUUCAUGCAGGCAAAGGCAAUUUGCCCUUCAGAUCCACUUGUAUACAAUGAACUUGGUGUUUUUGCUUAUAACAUGAAGGAGUAUGAUAAGUCUGUGUUGUGGUUUGAGAAGACUUUGAAGCACAUUCCGUCUUUAAGUCAAUUGUGGGAACCAACUAUCGUUAAUCUUGCCCAUGCAUAUAGAAAGUUGAAGAUUUACCAUGAAGCAAUUUCAUAUUAUGAGAAAGCACUUACAUUAUCACCUAGAAGCUUGAGUACUUAUGCUGGUCUUGCAUACACUUAUCAUUUGCAGGAUGAGUUUACUGCUGCAAUCACAUACUACCACAAGGCUUUAUGGCUGAAACCAGAUGAUCAAUUUUGUACUGAAAUGUUGAGCUUGGCACUUGUAGAUGAAGGUCGUCGGGGCAUAGACCCCAAAAUUGAAUUCCGCUGAACCUAGUCAUUUUUAAUGACAUUAUGUAUACUCUUUUGUUCUUGUUGUAAUGUAUGUGGAAUCAGAAGUCCUUGAAUGGGUUGGUUCAUUUUGGUCUAUUUUAGAGUUGUGUAAUAUUACACUAGGGAGAGUUUGGCAAUACCAAUAUAUGUAAUUCUGUAUCGUUUGGUUUUAUCUAUUGACGCGACAACAAAACCAAAGUUAUUUUUAGCAUAAAAAA
Messenger RNA from Populus euphratica (Euphrates poplar), 2010 nucleotides. Its product is annotated as anaphase-promoting complex subunit 6-like. Gene Ontology annotation, biological process: positive regulation of mitotic metaphase/anaphase transition; protein ubiquitination; cell division. NCBI's taxonomy places the organism in Eukaryota, Viridiplantae, Streptophyta, Magnoliopsida, Malpighiales, Salicaceae. Gene Ontology annotation, molecular function: protein binding. The coding region runs from base 156 to 1790 and encodes 544 amino acids. The transcript is spliced from 16 exons. Gene Ontology annotation, cellular component: cytoplasm; anaphase-promoting complex. The record is from RefSeq and is a predicted model, not a curated record.